AAAAGUUGGCCAUGAAGAACAAUUGCCAACUUUUGUCAGUUUUGGUAACGGAAACAUCAAAAUUACAAGUGUAAAAUUGAAAGCAGAAAAUCCCUAUAAAAAUACUCUUAAGAUGUCCAACACCAAUCCGAUUCAUUCAGUUCAGAACACUUUAGAACUAUUUGCCGAUCCCGUUCACUUCCCCAUCACGAUCGGCAACGACAACUUCAUCCUCACCCAGCAGGACCAGCGGAACAUCCUGGAUCGGCGAACCUGGUACCUAACCCACAUCCCGAACCAACUUCAACCCCCACCCCAGAACGACCUCCCCCAGCUGCUCCAACAACUCGUUACCAUCCUGGGUCAACUCCAACCGGGAGACGGUGCCCAACCUUCGGACCCAUUCUGGUUCCACUACGAAAAGCAAACCUCAACCGAAGAUUUGGCCUAUCAUUUGCGCCGGAUUGGCCUGCCGAUGGAACCGACUACCCUGGUGAAGCACGUCCACUUUGUGGUGGAUCGGACCUCCCGCGACAAGGGGACCGGCAUGGUGGAUGUUGCGACGUUGAGUCCGGACGAAAACCGGAUGGUUUGUGAGUCGGACGAGGGAAAUGCGGAAACUUCUAAAGGGAGUCGUGAAGCGGUUGGUGGUGCCCUGGAUCGGAUUAGGAGGGCGAAGGAAGCUGGUAGCGAGUUUUGGUGACUUUGAAUAAAGCGUUUCU
Culex pipiens pallens (northern house mosquito) is the source of this 701-nucleotide messenger RNA. RefSeq lists its product as uncharacterized. The record is from RefSeq and is a predicted model, not a curated record. Lineage: Eukaryota; Metazoa; Arthropoda; Insecta; Diptera; Culicidae. The coding region runs from base 113 to 682 and encodes 189 amino acids. The transcript has 2 exons.